Iphiclides podalirius (scarce swallowtail) is the source of this 516-nucleotide messenger RNA. NCBI's taxonomy places the organism in Eukaryota, Metazoa, Arthropoda, Insecta, Lepidoptera, Papilionidae. The record is from the annotation of a GenBank genome assembly.
AUGAUAAGCGACGACGAUCGUGACAUUGAUAUCGAAAGUGAUGCAGAAAACGAUUCUGAUUCCAGGACUCAUGCAAGAAAUAGUCUUGGUGGAAGUGGGUACUAUUCCCAGGCUGAGAAACGUGCGCAUCAUAAUGCUUUGGAAAGAAAAAGAAGAGACCACAUAAAAGAUAGCUUUACAUCCUUAAGAGAUUCGGUUCCAGCGUUGCAGGGGGAGAAAGUGGUAUGUAAUGCGAGCCGAGCACAAAUCCUAAAGAAGGCAGCGGAAUACAUUCAGUUUAUGAGGCGGAAAAAUAACUCUCACCAGCAAGAUAUAGAAGAUCUGAAACGACAAAACAAUUUACUUGAGAAUCAGAUUAAAGCCCUUGAAAAAGUUCGAGCCACGGGCAACUACAUGGACGCACACGAGCUCGGUCUAGGAAUCAAGUCGGAGGGCAGUUCACAUGACACCGACAGCUCUGACGGAGAAGGAACAACUCGGCGAGUCAAGAAACUGAAGAUAAAUGCAGUCAAUGUG